AUGAAAAUCACAGAGGAUCGAUUCAAAGGCGUAAUCAUCGAACUCCCGGACGAAGAAAUAAACGAGAAAUCAUUCGAAGAAGAGCUCAAAAGAACUUGGCAGAGUGGAAAGCAGCUGGAAAGCGCGGCGUCUGGUUUCACCUGCCUAACAGAGCGAACAAGGCCGUUGCUCAUUUGCUACAAAACGGAUUCGGUAAAUAUUUAUCCGCAAGUUCAAUCAGUUCUAUAUAACCCAGAGUACCACCAUGCUAAAAAGGGGAAAGUCGUCCUUCUCGGAUGGCUGCCCACGGACGACACCAACAACGUUCCGGCUUAUCCGUACACAGGAAUUGGAGUCGGGGGCCUCGUCAUCAACUCAAACAAUCAAGUUCUUAUGGUGAAAGAGAAGUACGCGUUCUCUGAGUACUUCAAACUUCCGGGAGGUCACGUCGACAAAGGCGAAGAUUUACACAUUGCCGCAAUACGGGAAGUCAAGGAAGAGACUGGAAUAGAUGCCAAAUUCAAAGGCAUCGUGCAGUUCCGCCAUUUCCACGACAUGCCAAUAGAAGGCCAUUUCUGCUCAGACAUCUACUUUAUCAUUCUCCUUGAGCCCGAAGACGAAACUCAAACAAUCAAAAUUCAGGCAAAUGAAAUCCAAUGCGCUCAAUGGAUAAAUAUUGAAGAUGCUUUGAGCGGAAACUCUGUAUCAGAACACAAUAAAGGAUUCAUCAAAGCGGCGCGUGAAUGCCUUGAAAGCAACACUUUCAUCAAUAUUCGGAAAGAAGAAGCGUUUGAGAGAGUUUUCUCGAUGUGGAGCAUCAAAAACGAUUCAUAA
Molecule: messenger RNA, 813 nt
Organism: Oikopleura dioica
Lineage: Eukaryota; Metazoa; Chordata; Appendicularia; Copelata; Oikopleuridae
Source: the annotation of a GenBank genome assembly